CUGAACUAUACAGACACGUUGUUGUUACAAUAUAAAAAUUGUAAAAUGAGGGAUCGAUUAGAUUCAUUAAAGGGAAAGAAGUCUCAAAAAAGCAAACCUAUUAAUAAUGAAGCAGAAAUUAAUAUGGAUGAGACAACGCCUUUUACAGAUACUCCUGUUGUCACAAUAAAAAAUACCUUUGAAAGAACCGAAGUAAUACAGCAAUGGUUGGACAGCCUAGAAAGUAACAAUGAUCAAAUUAGGAAUAAAAUAAGAAACUUCCAUGCGACUUUUAAUCAAAACGAUUUAAACCUAAAAUUAGAAGACCUCUUCGCCAACAACAAAGCCAUCUGCUUCAAAGUCAACAACAAAUUAAAAGAAUGCGAAGCAGAACUAAAAACAAUCGACAACCAUUCGGCGCAAAGCAGAAUCAAAAAAAUUCAACACAAUGGGACGAAGAAAAGGUACAUGGAACUCUUUAAAGCCAACAUGAGUUUGAUGCAGGACCACAGCGAUAAGAUCAAGCAGAAAAUUAUUUCGGAGACUGCCGCUAAAAAUAUUCGUAUUACUCCUGAGGAGUUGCAGACUAUCAUCGAUAACGGGCAGGAUAUACAGGUGUUUACUGAUAAUAUUAUAGCAGAGACGGAGGAGGCGAGACGAGUCCUCCAAGAUUUGGAGGAGAGACACGAACACCUUCUGAAAAUCGAACGAAUGCUGAUCGAAGUGAGGGAUUUGUUCGUUCAAAUCGGCAUUUUGGUUGAGGAACAGCAGGAGCUAAUCGACAGGAUCGAUCUGCAAGCUCAGACUGCGAGAGAAUUCGUCAGCCGAGCUGAUUUAAAUUUGAACGAAGCUUUGGAUAAACAAAAAAAAUCGAGAAAGUGUAAAAUUUGUAUUUUUAUAGCAGUUGGAAUAUUGGUAUUAUUAUUAAUAGGUGCCUUAGUGAGUCAGUUCAAAUGAAGUAUUAAAAUAAAUGUAAUUUAUGUUUAAAUUAAUUCAAAUAUUUAUAUUUACAA
Brassicogethes aeneus is the source of this 992-nucleotide messenger RNA. Lineage: Eukaryota; Metazoa; Arthropoda; Insecta; Coleoptera; Nitidulidae. The record is from the annotation of a GenBank genome assembly.